Molecule: messenger RNA, 967 nt
Organism: Tuber aestivum (summer truffle)
Lineage: Eukaryota; Fungi; Ascomycota; Pezizomycetes; Pezizales; Tuberaceae
Source: the annotation of a GenBank genome assembly
AUGCCACACUUCCAUCCACUCCGACCCCUCCUCACAAAAGCCCCCCACCACCUCCGCCGCCAAUUCUCAAGCACCCCCCCAAACCACUUGAUCCCCGCAGUCCUCUCCACAACCCACGAUCUCCUAACGGCCCUCCAUACGAGCACCCACCUUCCCUACCACACCCUAAUCCCCCUCUCAGCAAUUCUCCUCCGCCUAGCCAUAACAACCCCGCUGACAGUAUACUCCCGCCGCCGCGCCCUCCGUACUCAACGUCUCCAACCGAUCCUAAGCGCGUACCAGCACCCCAUCGCCAGGGAUGCCAAGAGCACUACUACCACGCCGCAGGCAUGGGAAUUGAAGACUCGCAAAGAAAUACGCGAGAAGAGGAGGGAACUCUGGAAGAGAUGGGAAUGCCAGGCUUGGAAGAUGCUGUUGGCGCCUGUCGCUCAAAUACCGGUCUGGGUCACGGCUAGCAUGACUUUGAGGGGGAUGACGGGAGUUGAAGGGUUACCCACCUGGUUGAGGGGGUUAGGAGAUAUUGGUGGAGAAGCAUGGGUAGAGGAGGCAUUGGCGACAGAGGGUGCGCUGUGGUUUGGGAACUUGCUGGCCGCAGAUCCAUACUUGGCUUUGCCAAUGGGGUUUUCGUUCUUGCUGUUUGCGAAUAUCGAGGUGUGUCUUUUUAAUCCUCCAUCCCUCGUGCGCGAAUGGCGAAAGGGAGGUUAAUUGCGUGUAGAUGCAAACAAAAUUGCACCCCCCGGGUACGCGGAGGCAAUGGGUUUUUACAAAUGUUCUUAGGAUAUUGUCUCUCGCGGCAUUCCCACUUACUGCAAAUGCUCCGGCCGCGUUGUCUCUCUAUUGGAGCACGUCUGCCAUGUUCUCACUUGUCCAGAAUCUCAUUCUAGCAAAGACCAUGCCGAGAGGGGAGGAGUUGGAACCGUGUAAAUCCCAGGACCCAUACGGCAUUGGCGACAAGGUUAGAAAAUAG